Orussus abietinus is the source of this 1888-nucleotide messenger RNA. Its product is annotated as ubiquitin-conjugating enzyme E2Q-like protein 1. The record is from RefSeq and is a predicted model, not a curated record. The transcript is spliced from 3 exons. Bases 270 to 1052 code for a protein of 260 amino acids. NCBI's taxonomy places the organism in Eukaryota, Metazoa, Arthropoda, Insecta, Hymenoptera, Orussidae.
GGCACAACAGUAAGCUCGACCGUGGGGCGGGCUCGGCCGCUUCUUGUUAAAUGUAUGGCACUGUUUCCUCGGGAUAGUUCGGUACAGAAGCCUCGCCCUAGUUCCCCGUUUAAUGACGAAUGAGACUGCGCUGUGUAUUUCGUUGCACUUUCACGCGGACACAACUUAAUGGAGAUACGUCGAAGUAAUCCUUCCCAGGAGGAAAGUAUGCGUCGCCGAGAUUCAAGACAAGACUAAGCGGAUUGCACAGAAGAUUCAAGGUAUUAAUCAUGACAACAAGAUCAAAGGAGAAAGUGGUAGCUGCCUUUCGUAAAUUGUUUCGCUCUUCUGAGAAAAUCGACGAACCAAAUGGAGCAAGUAGUUCAACAAGUUCACCAUCCCGAAGGCUGUUAAGUCGUCAUCAUCGACCUGAUGCAGUUACUCCAUCCGAUGGAUCGCUGCAGGAUAAUCCUAGUAGCAGUCAUAAUGGUAGCUGCUUCUUUAAAACAAAGAAAUCCACUGAGAACUGUUCGAAAGCAAUUACAAAUAUGCCUGAAAAAGGCUUGCGUUUACGAAGAUUAAUGAAGGAACUUAGUGAGAUUCAAAGAAUACAGAAUCGACAGGAAUCCACUUUUACCGUGGAAUUAGUUAAUGACAAUUUAUAUGAGUGGCAUGUACGAUUACACAAGAUCGACCCUGAGAGUAAACUAGCAGAAGAUAUGAAAGAGUUCAACAUACCUCAUAUACUUUUGCAUCUAGUUUUCCCUGAAGAUUUCCCAUUCUCACCACCUUUCAUGAGAGUAAUUUCACCACGAAUUGAAAAAGGCUUUGUGAUGGAAGGAGGUGCAAUAUGUAUGGAAUUACUAACUCCGAGAGGUUGGGCAAGUGCAUACACGGUCGAAGCAGUCAUUACACAAUUUGCUGCUAGUAUCGUUAAGGGGCAGGGAAGGAUUACAAGGAAACCAAAGACGAACAAGGAAUUCAAUAGACGAUUGGCUGAGGAGUCUUUCAGAAGUUUGGUAAAGACUCAUGAGAAAUAUGGUUGGGUGACUCCGCCGCUGUCCGAGGGUUGAAAAUAGUCGCAAUAGAUAAGUUUUUGCAAGAUGAACUACCUUCGAUUAUAAUGUCUCACCAAAUUUUCGUAAACAAUAGAUAAUUCUUUAUAACUAAAUGCAGGAGUAGUAUGUAUUUAAUUACAACACAUUGGAAGCCAAUUCUUUAAUCAUUGCCAAUACGUUUGUACUUAUCAGAUUUAUAUCCUUAUCAAAUGAUUACAUUUCAAUAAUUAUAUAAAAUAUUACAUGUUCCUUCUGUGAUUAAUAUGUAAGGCACUAGUAUUUUAUUUUAAUUUGUUGUGUUCAUAAGUCAUUAAAUAUUUCAACAGCUCAAAUACAAACGAAAAUCAAUAGUUAUAUGUCCUUGAUAAAUGCAGUUCCUUAAUGGAAUACGGAUUGCUUGUAAAAACAAUGGUCAUAUGCUAGAUAACAAUGUUUGAUUUGUCACAUGUAUCAAGUAUACAGUUCCACAUAUUAUUUCACUAUAAUUUUGGUGAAUUAAAAAAUACCGACUUCUUUAUGUUAACAUAAAUAAGUGAAUAUGUAAUAUAGUUAAUAAGAAUUACCUGGGUUUAUUAUCUUAGUAACUGGGUUCGUUAGGAAAAAGGUUUUAAAUUCUUGUUUUGGAAUCAAAAUGUUACAAAAACAUAUAUCUUCAUACUUGUAAAAAUGUUUCUUAUUAAUAUAAGGUAAAGUUUUCAAGAUAUAGUGAUGCAGUUAGUUUCAGUAAAAUAUAGUUUAUUAGAUACAAUACGUAGUAUUAUAAAUUACGUGCCAAAUAAAUAUUAAUUAAUAUCCCAGUUGCAUUUGUGGAUACAAAUUGAGCUACAUUAAAAUUGUAUAUACGUCGUGUA